UAUACGCGUUUUGAUCUGAACCUUACGAAGGUUGGAUUCAUUAUUUGCUUUGAUCUUCAAGUCAGAUUUAUUUAAUUAACGCAAUUUAACGAUCAAACUUGUAUAAUCAGUGUGCAUUUAAAAUUAUACAAGAUAUGGCAAAUACAGUUUUACAAGUGUUUACCAAAGGUGUAUCUCCAUAUUUGAAAAUCCAUCUGGAACAUGUUAGGUAUGGGCAUCAUUUACGAGGAAAGCCACCAACUAUCGCUCUCAGUUUAAAGCAACGGCUUAAAUUAUUUGAAAAACUAGAGCAAACUAAAGUAAACAUAGGCUUUUCUGUGCCAAAAGUUUUGAUACAGGAAAAACAGGCUUGGAUAACUGAACGAAAAACCAAACGAUUUAAUAUUAAUUUUGAGAAAGAAGCAAAAAGCGGUAGAUUGUCAGUGAAUUUGGAAGAAGUAAGAAAGGUUUGGUUAAAAACGUGCAGUCCAUUUGACAUUCAUAGAAUUGCAAAUCACUAUGGCAUUUUUCAAGAUUUAUUUAGUAAUGCAUUUUUUUUACCAGUUAUGCCACUAGAAAUCAUUUACAGAAUAGAUGAUGAUACUGUAGUCAGAGUUCAUACAGGAAAUGUUAUAAAACCUAUGGAAGCAGGUGAAUUGCCAUAUGUCAAGUACAAAGCAGGAAGUAAUAGUUUAUGGACACUAAUAAUGUGUACACCAGAUGGGACCUUGGAAAACUCAAAUAAUGAAUAUUGUCAUUGGUUUAUAGGAAAUAUCCCAGAGGAUAGACUAGAAGAAGGAGAGCAAAUAGUAGAUUAUUUGAGGCCAAUUCCAGCUAGAGGGGUAGGUUAUUAUCGUUACAUAUUUAUCCUUUACAAACAAAAUCAACAUUUAGAUUACACAGAAUACAAGAAAAUUCAGCCUUGCCUACAGUUAAAAGAACGCAACUGGAGUUCAUUCGAAUUUUAUCGCAAACAUCAAGAUAAUCUUACACCAGCUGGCUUAGUAUUCUUUCAGAGUGAUUGGGAUCCUACAGUGAGAGAAUUUUACCACUCAGUAUUAGAUACAGAAGAGCCAAUAUUUCAGUAUGAAUUUCCAAAACCAUAUCUUAAACCACAGACAUGGUUUCCAUUACGACAACCAUUCAAUCUUUAUUUGGACAAGUACAAGGAUUCCAAAGAUGUAAUGAAAGAAUUUUUGUUAAGGAAAUUACGAACAGUACAUCCUUUUAGAGAGCCAAAGCCACCUAUCAAAUAUCCUAAUGCAUGUAGAAUCGAAGAUAGUGUACCUUCUUGGUUGAAAGUGGAAAUACGAAAGGAACGCUUGGGUUGGGGCCGAGUUAACGAUCUGAAAUAA
This is a messenger RNA of Eufriesea mexicana, 1334 nucleotides long. RefSeq names its product mitochondrial ribosomal protein L38 (gene mRpL38). Bases 135 to 1334 code for a protein of 399 amino acids. The transcript is spliced from 7 exons. Gene Ontology annotation, cellular component: mitochondrial large ribosomal subunit. The record is from RefSeq and is a predicted model, not a curated record. Lineage: Eukaryota; Metazoa; Arthropoda; Insecta; Hymenoptera; Apidae.